GAGGGAGGGGAGCGGGGCGGCCGGCCGGCCGGCAUGGCCAAGCAGUACGACAUGGUGGAGUGCCCCUUCUGCGAUGAGGUCUCCAAGUACGAGAAGUUGGCCAAGAUCGGGCAGGGCACCUUCGGGGAAGUUUUCAAAGCAAAACAUCGUCAAACAGGCAAGAAAGUAGCGCUGAAGAAAGUGUUGAUGGAAAAUGAGAAGGAAGGGUUCCCCAUCACAGCCCUGCGAGAGAUUAAAAUCCUCCAGCUGCUCAAGCACGAGAAUGUGGUGAACCUCAUAGAAAUCUGCAGGACCAAAGCCUCUCCAUACAACCGCUGUAAGGGAAGUAUCUACCUUGUGUUUGAUUUCUGUGAGCAUGACCUGGCUGGCCUUCUCAGCAACGCCCACGUCAAGUUCACACUCUCAGAGAUCAAGAAAGUUAUGCAGAUGCUAUUGAAUGGACUUUACUACAUCCACAGGAACAAGAUCUUGCAUCGGGACAUGAAAGCUGCGAAUGUCCUGAUCACGCGGGAUGGAGUCCUGAAGCUAGCAGACUUUGGGCUGGCUCGAGCUUUCAGCCUGGCUAAAAACAGCCAGCCGAACCGCUACACCAACCGGGUAGUGACUCUGUGGUACCGCCCACCAGAGCUGCUCCUAGGGGAGCGAGACUAUGGCCCCCCCAUUGACCUCUGGGGUGGAGGCUGCAUCAUGGCAGAGAUGUGGACCCGCAGCCCCAUCAUGCAGGGGAACACGGAGCAGCACCAGCUCACCCUCAUCAGCCAGCUCUGCGGAUCCAUCACGCCAGAGGUUUGGCCAAAUGUGGACAAAUAUGAGCUGUACCAGAAGCUGGAUCUCCCCAAGGGCCAGAAGCGCAAGGUCAAGGAUCGCCUGAAAGCCUAUGUCAAAGACCCCUAUGCACUCGACCUCAUCGACAAGCUACUGGUGCUGGAUCCUGCCCAGAGGAUUGACAGUGAUGACGCACUGAACCAUGACUUCUUCUGGUCAGACCCUAUGCCCUCGGACCUCAAAAACAUGCUCUCCACCCACAACCAGUCUAUGUUUGAGUACCUGGCCCCACCACGCAGGAGGGGCGGGCACAUGCCCCAGCAGCCAGCUAACCAGGGCAGGAACCCUACUGCUACCAACCAGACCGAAUUUGACAGGGUGUUUUGAGUGGGGACUUCCUCAGUGGAGUCCUGGUGGGGCUCUCCUAUGGGGUGCGUUGAAUAGGGAUGCCCCAGUGGGGUCUGUCUGUCUGGGAAAGGACUUACUUCAAGGCAAAGUGCCUGCUGGUUUUAACCAAGCUCUGUUGUCUCUUCUCCUUGCACAGCAGCUCUGUUACAGAGGAGCUGCGACAGGCGAGCUGUGUGAUUGUGUGUGUGAGUGGGGAGGUGAGACAUGCAAGCCCAGGGUUGUUUCUCUGCUGCUUUGACAGAGCCUUGGCCCUCUUGAAGCAACCUGUGCAUUGGUUACAUGAAUUUUGUGGAUCAAUUGUUAUGGACCCAGUGAUGGAGAAGGAGGCUCAGUCAUUGCCAGAGCUCUGAGGCUCUUAGCAAAUGGUGCUGUGGCCAGCAGGACUAGGGGAACAGCUACCAUGGACCAGACAGGGGCCCUACUGGGAACUUUCUCAGAUCUCUGAGUUGGUUAUUAUAGUUUCUUUAUGGCACAUCCUUUGAGCACUGUUUGAAGGGUUGAAGUAGGAUGAGGCAGGUGCCUCUGACUAAUGUGAGUGGGGCAGGCAGAGUCACUCUACGACAGUAGCAUUACCUUUCACUGUUACCUGGGCAUUAGACCAGAAGGGGACUUAUUGGGCAAACCAGAGCAGUGGGUGACAGAGCUGGCUGCUCCAUUCAGCCAGGAUUUAGGGUGGGAUCGUCAGUCUCAGUAACAGCCCUCAGUAGCCAUGCUUUUUUGAUUGUAAACUGCAAUUAAGGUUCUUGUCAAGCACAUCUAACUUUUUAUGUGCUUUUCUCCACAGUGCUAACUGUGGUAGUAGGUUAGAUCUGGAAGGGAGUUGGAAGUGCUGCACUCAGUCUGGGCAUGGGUUCUCAGAGGUGCUCCGAGGCGCAGGUCUGCUGUCCAGCUGCCUGCAGGAGUUUUACAGUAGUGUGAUAGUGCUGGCAAAGCCAGGCCAGGAGAGCGCAGCUGCUCCUACAAAUCCUCGCAUGUCUACUCCACUGUCCUGGAGCUCUUUGCAUGAGUCUAGAGUAAGAUUGUUGCCUUCUCCAGAUGCAGAGGAUAGACAGGUACACUGUGAUGGUGUGUUCACCAUGUCCUGCCAGAGCUUGUUAAGACUGAAUUGUACGUAGCUGGUGCUCCUUCAGACUGCUGCAGCCAAUGAAUUCACUCUGAACAUUUAGUCUUCCAUAAUUUGUCAGCUGCAGCUGGUUAUCUUCUCAGAGUGCCACACGGGUCCCAAGUCUUUUAAAUGAGUAACGUGUCCAAAACACAGUGGAUGAUAACCUUUGGCAUUUGAUAGGUUGUCCGUUAACUAGACUAAUGGCAAAAGCCACAUUGCUUGCCUGAGAUCUUGGAGCAGGAAGCGGUGAUGAGCGGACUAUUUUCAGAACAGAAAGUGAAGAUGAUAAAGGACGUAUAUAAGGUAAAUCUGUCUUGAUGUGGGGCUCUGAAAUAGUGUCCAGCUGGGGGGACACAGUCUGUUUGGAAAAAUGAAGUUGGUUGCAAGCAAUAAGACUGAUAACUUCUGCCAGUUAUGAAUAAACAUGCUCCUGUUCCAAAUCA
Molecule: messenger RNA, 2721 nt
Organism: Rhea pennata
Lineage: Eukaryota; Metazoa; Chordata; Aves; Rheiformes; Rheidae
Gene: CDK9
Product: cyclin dependent kinase 9
Exons: 7
Coding region: 34-1152 (372 amino acids)
Biological process (GO): positive regulation of transcription elongation by RNA polymerase II; protein phosphorylation
Cellular component (GO): cyclin/CDK positive transcription elongation factor complex; nucleus
Molecular function (GO): ATP binding; cyclin binding; RNA polymerase II CTD heptapeptide repeat kinase activity
Source: RefSeq, a predicted model, not a curated record